Messenger RNA from Osmia lignaria (orchard mason bee), 6202 nucleotides. It is a transcript of the gene Kank, whose product is annotated as KN motif and ankyrin repeat domain-containing protein 2 kank. Gene Ontology annotation, molecular function: protein binding. The record is from RefSeq and is a predicted model, not a curated record. Lineage: Eukaryota; Metazoa; Arthropoda; Insecta; Hymenoptera; Megachilidae. Gene Ontology annotation, biological process: negative regulation of actin filament polymerization. Gene Ontology annotation, cellular component: cytoskeleton; cytoplasm.
UUGAUUAGAUUUUAGAAAAAAAAAAACGUAAAGCAUAAAUAAUUUAUCGGUAAUUCGAGCGCAACUUUCUCUGCAAAAUCUGAAGCGCUACUAUUUUUCUGCGAAAGUGCAACAAAUCGAAACAACACGCUUCAUCGCGAAUAAUGAAAUCCGUCACAGAUGGUCUGAACGAAGUUUGAAACGCGCUUUCCAUCCGAAGCGUCCGCUAGUUAUUUUCACAGGCACGAUUUCAGGCAAAAGUGACAGAGUCUAACGAAAGCCGUGCAUUAUCUUCCCAUUAUUAAAGCGUUAACAAUGUGUGCUCUCUGGAUGGUUAGAAAGUAGAAAAAAAAAUCGUGAUACUAGUUAAUUUCGCCAUUGCGUGAUGGAGAGAAUAACCUAACCUAACCUCGUCGAACGCGAAUCGUUGAAAGUACCAUGAAAUUUCCACGCGAAUCAUUCUUUUUUUUUCCCCCGGUCGCCUGAAUGGAGAGAGGCGUUCUGCCAAAAGUUUUCGAACGAAAAUAACGUGUUCAUAAACGCGACCGACACGAAUUCAUCGGGGACGCCCCUAGGGAAUACGUACUCGUGGUUUAAUAUCGAAAAAGCUACGUCGGUAUCGCUCGGUUUUAACUCGAUUUGGAAGGCAUGACGCGAGUGCAUCGAGAACGCUAAACCAUUUUCGUGCAACCUUGUCGGAGCAAGGUGGUCGCAUAUGGCCGUAUACACCUGCCACGGACUAAACGUCGCGCAACUGGUGCAAUCGUUCUUCGACGUCGCUCUAAAAUCGUGCGUAAAAAAACAACAAGAUGUUACGAUCGAUGGACGUUCCGUUGACAACUGGAAACUCGUCACGCGAAAGUGCUGACCGCGAAACGACUGAGUUUUUUUAUCAGAAGAUUUAUUUUUAUGAACUGAAAUUUUUAUUACUCUUAGGGAAAUCUGUGGGACCAGAUUUAGAUCUAAUGAGAUGGAGAGGCAUGUUCUAUUAAUUGCUCCGAAUAAUUGCUUCGAGGAUAGUAAAUUUAGAAAGGUUCGGGAAGCUCGUUUCUAUAAAUAUCUUGGCUCUUUUGUGAUGUAGCACAUAUUGCCUGAAAGCCAUCACUUUUGUCAUUUAAGAAAAUAAAAUCCAUUAAAAGUUUCGAAAUUUUGAAAGUUUGAAAUCAAUUUAACAAUGACGCACCAUGUGCGUCGUGGACUAUUUCGAUGACACACCAUGUGCGUCAGACGCUAUCUAUGCAAUGACGCGCCAUAUGCGUCUUACUGAAAAGUUAAAAUUUCGUAACCCGAACUUGGAAUGGAUUAAAACUUUUGAUCACUCUACUGAUGAGAGGCAUUAUUGAUACUUAAUCGAGGUAUCCUCUUAUCAGCCAACUUGCAAAAUGAUUACCGAAACAAAGCAUAGAGGGUAAAGCAUUCUUUUUUUCUCCUUCUUGUGUACGAUUAAGAAAUCGUGGAGAACACGCACACCGGUCAGAGAACAGGAGAAGAGGCACACAAUUCCCCUCUCCAUUCACCUCAUGGUGAGUAGUCGGAGUCCUGGUUGGCUAUAGCCCAGAGUUCGGCGUCACAGUCAAACGCAAACAGUGGCCGCGGUGAAACAGAUCGUGGCGCGAAUGCUGGAAAAAUCGUCGGGAAAGCCGUCGAAAACGGUAUGCGAGGAGUUUGAAUCGACCGCGUCCACGAUCCCGGUGUGUCGCGAUCAUCGGCGUGAAUUUCGCCGGAAUUUAUCGCGAUUAAUCCGUGCUUUGAUCGAUCGAACGAACGAACGAAAAAUAUCGAAAGCUAACGGCGCGUACCGAUCUUUAAUUGAUUGGUAAUCGUCGACGAGUUCGACGUCGAAAAUUAUCUGCCUCGAUGGCUUCCAUGGAUGUUGAAGUGUCUUCGAGUGCGGUUCAGUCUCUGGAGAACGCUUCUUAGCUGAUCUAUGAAAUCGUGUUCCUUCUUCUUGUAAAUCCAGUGAACGGUGAAAAAGCAAUCGAGAUGGGGGUGAAGAAUUUUAUAAUGAAGAGGAUACCCUUCUGCAAGAUGAAGGCGAAGAGGAAGUAUCAUGGAACGAACACCGCGACUCCGGUGCAGAACAACGCGCAACCGGAACACGGGGCGGAUUUUGACAACGCCAGCGUUGGUAGCGGAAACUCGAAUCUCAGCACGGGCGCGCUACAGAACAUCAGAGAGCAAAUGGCAGCCUCGUUGGAACGGAUGAAGGAGCUUGAGGAACAGGUCAAGGCGAUUCCCAUGUUACAGGUGCAAGUAUCGGUGCUGAAAGAGGAGAAGCGGAAUCUGCUGCGACGGGUCGACGAGUUGAAUUCGUGCAACGAAACGUUGCACAGGCACCGGAGCCAGUCGUUCUCGGAACAGCGAGCAUCGAUGCGAAAUCUGAAGAACGCGGCUGCACCGACCAGAGACGCGGGGACGAUGUGUGGCGUAAUGACGCGGGACGUCGGUGUUUCGCACCAGCAGGUUCGAACCCGAGAUAUCGGAAUGGUAACCAGCACGCCGAUAAAACAAUCCCUACAGAGGAGUCGAUUGCAGAUCGAAGAAAUCGUACCUGAAAUAAAAGACCGGAGCACGUUGUUCGACAGUACCUCGUCGAGCUUCGACCGGCUCUAUUCCCGCGACAGUUGGAGGUCCACUUUAACCCGUAGCCAACUGAUGUACGAGGAAAUAGCGCCGGAAACGAAGGCGAAAAAUCGUUUGAUAAGAAGCCCACUUCAAGUGGAAUCGAUUCCGCCGAUCAGCCCUAAAUUGGUCAGGGACGCGAGGAAAUAUCGGGAUAUCGGUGUAAAUACGAGGAACAAGUUGAAGGACCUGGUACAUAGCCGGUUCGUUAUAGAGGACAUAUCACCAGAGGUGAAGAAAGAAGUUAGGAAAAGAUCCAUUGGUACCGCGACCAGUUUGAACAUGAAAGACGUACUGACGAACGAGGACGUUGCGGUGAUCGUGGACGAUGCGCUGAGGAUUUAUAAGAGCAGCCUGUUUAAGGACACCGCUUCCAGGGGAAGCCAGUGUACCCUCGACCAGGUAAAAAUGAUCGAGAAGAGAGAUCAGUUUACUCAGAUCGCGGAACCGUUCCGAAUGAGGACGAACGUGGGUGUGAUGGUGAAACCAAGGGUGUCUGAAAUUGGAAUCGAGGUUAGAACCGGUCCAGGUACGAGAAGCAUCGCUGUCGGUCCGGAUCCAUUGGCUACUCAAUCUCUGUCGCUUCAUUCCUUGAACUCGAGGAGUCAUUCGUUUAAUUACGGUGAGAGUAAUGUUAAAAGGAAAAGUACGAAAUCCGUCGGCGUGAUGGUCGACGAUUUAAUAAGGACCACGGUGAAGAGCACCGACACUUCCGGUCUGGCGCCUAAGAAACGGGAGUUCGGUACGUCGCCGAUAAAAAAGAAAUUCACCGACGUCUCGGUCGGCGAGUCGGUAAAACCGCACAUUUCCAUCUCCUGCGCGGCCAACUAUUGCGAUAACUGUAAGGAGACGAUCAAAAAUCUGGCCAAGCAAAUCGUUAAUAACGCGGAGAACAAUAUGAACCAUCAGAACACGCAGAAUCUUGUCUCGAGGAUACCCAGGCCGUCGCAUAUUCCGUUGAACAACUCCGCUGAUCAGAGGAGACAGUUUAAGCGACAGGACACUUAUACCAAGAUACCGGCUGCGGGUGUGAUAAGAUACGAUGUUGAUAACAAGGAGCACUAUGACAACAGUAAUCGUAUCCAACAACUGCAAGGGGAAAAAGGUAAAGAUGAGAAAUCAGAGGAUAUAUACACUGGAGAGAAACAAGCAGACAACGAAGAGAAGCAUGAGCUUCCAGAAUCUGCUCUGUUUCAACCGAUACAAGAGAAACCUAGGAAAAAGGUUGAACCUACAAAGGAGAUGCAAGCCGCCAUGAAAGUUCUUAAUGAUAGUCUUAAAAAAUCACCCAGCAAAAAUAUCUCCCAUCAAAUGAAAAAUGCUAUCAACAUUAUUCAGCAGGAAUGGUUCAAAAUCUCUAGCACUGUGAAUGCUAAUCCUUUAGAGGUCGAAGACUAUCUGGAUUGCUUCGAAGAAUGCUCCAGCUGUUUAUUAGAGUACAUUGUUAACAUGACUGAUUCCAGUGGAAACACUGCAAUGCAUUAUGCAGUUUCGCAUGGAAAUUUUGACGUUGUGUCUAUACUGUUGGAUUCGAAAGUCUGCGAUAUUAACAAAGCAAAUGUGGCUGGAUACACGGCUGUGAUGUUGGCAGCUCUGGCUGAAGUCAGGAAUUCUACCCAUGCUUCAGUGGCCAACAGGUUGUUCCAACUUGCUGAUGUUAAUAUCAGAGCAAAAUUACAUGGUCAGACUGCUUUAAUGCUAGCAGUAUCUCAUGGCCGCAAAGAUAUGACUCAGUUACUCUUGGAUGCUGGAGCAGCGGUUAACAUUCAAGACGAAGACGGCAGUACAGCCUUAAUGUGCGCUGCAGAACACGGACACACUGAUAUUGUGCGAUUGUUACUCGCGCAUCCAGACUGUGAUCCAUCUAUCGUUGACAUAGAUGGUAGUUCCGCUCUAAAAAUUGCGUUAGAAGCGGGCAAUCGGGACAUCGGUGUGUUGCUAUACGCUCACGAGCGUGUAAACAGAGGUACAAGUCCUUAUUCGUCGAUGAGACGAAGCAGUAGAAGAGGAUCCAAGCCGACAACACCUACAGGUCCUUCUCCAUCAGCGCCAGUCAGCCCUGCUCCAUCACGAAGAGUUCAUUCGUCAACCACGUCCCUGAACACAUCAAAAUAUUCUUCUAAAUAAUUUACAAGACUUUUAUUGAUAUUUAACGUAUUAGUUUGAAUGAUCAUACGAAUAAGCAAUAAUACAAUCGGCGUUUCGUGUUUCCUAUAUUUAUUGCAAACGUGUUUUAGUAUUUAUCGUCGAUUUCUGGUGACAAACGAUCAUGAUCUUGCCUAAUAAUCCAUUAGCCCUGAUACAAGCGUUUAAUUUAAGACAUAUAUAUUUUACCUGCUCAACUUUGUAUACAAUUAUUCGAGAGGAAGUUUGGAAUAUAUUGUUUUGUAAAGUUAGUUUAUAGAAAAGGAUCCGUGGGAAACACCAUUGCCACGCGAGAUUAGCUUAUAGGAGAGAUAUGUAUAAACGGGUGAAACUUUUUUCUAGGUGCUGACCGAGUAAAAAGCGAGGUCAUUUUUUCAUUGUUAACAAAUUUUUAUACAUUGUCACGAUUAACGGACACCCUCAAAAUUUGAUUCUUAAAUUUUAAACACUGUGAAAGUACAAAAGCAUUUUAUUAUUCGGUCACGGUGAAAGAAUCAAGUAACGUCUUCCAAUGAUCCUGUGGCAUUAAACAUUCCAAAAUGAAACAUUGACGUACAAUCCGAAUUUCUUACCGCUGAAAUCUUUUCCUCACACCUAUCUCUAAUGUAUUCGAAUUUCAGGCCUAAUUUCCAUUAAAUCUGGGGGAUCAAACUGCAGUAGAAUAAUUGUGUACUGAUACGGAAACGGAAAUACAUAAGACAUCCAUGCGUACAAUGAUUACACGGUGCACAAACAAAACGUGAGAUAUUAUAAUUCUCAUGGUCAAUGUUGAAUUUAUAUACGAGAAAUAUUCGUAGAACCUAUUGAUCGUCGUUCGAUGUUUUAAGUAGAAAUGUUAUAGAUGUGAAAGUAUAAAUAUGAUACCUGUGAAUGAUGUAAAAUAUUCGAAGGGCACACAAGAGAAAUUUAACUAAGUUUUAAUAGUUGUUGAAAUUUUUUCCAAGGUACAAUAUAUAUUACAUGUAUGUAUAUGGGGGAAAAAGAAGAUACGAAAAAUAUUUAAUUUCAUUCCUCGUUUACGUGUGUCAUCCUCGCGUUAGGAAUUGGAUAUUUAAGAACGUUGAACGUUUUCUUAUAUAGGGUUGUGAAUAUCUAGAAAUAACGAACGUAUUUAGGUUCAACAUCAAAGAUUUAGGUUAACAUUGUAAUAAGUAUUCCUAUCGUUAAGAAUCUGUAAUAACAUUAAGUGACAAUUAUACGUAUAUCAAAGAUAUAGCACAGAAUCAAGUAAUAGAAUCGUAGGGAUCUAGAAAGUAGAAUACUACUUUUCAUUGUUUGUGCCUUUAUAUUUAACAUGUAAUUGAUAAUAAACUCAACGAGAAAUAAUAUGAAAUGAUUGCAUAUUCUUGUGGUAUGUAAUUACAUGUCCCAGACAAUGAAAAUGGAUCGUUCCUACAUGACAACAUAAUAAGGGGUCUUACGUAACAUUUCCCCACGUUAAAAAAAAAAGAAAAAA